Messenger RNA from Odocoileus virginianus texanus, 911 nucleotides. Lineage: Eukaryota; Metazoa; Chordata; Mammalia; Artiodactyla; Cervidae. The record is from RefSeq and is a predicted model, not a curated record.
AGAGCCAGACCAUGGCCGAGGCGCAGGAGCUGCUGCUGCAGCUGCAGAAGGACAACCGCGACGGGAGGCUGCGGAAGCAGGAGCUGGAGGAGCUACUGCGCGGGCUGGAGGCCGAGAGCGAGAGCCUCACCGCUCGCCUGCGGGACCUGAGCGAGCGCGAGCGCGGGNCGGGACCCCCCCGGUGGGCGGGGGCAGUGGAGGCGGGGGGUGUCUGAGAUGGGGCGGGGCCCGCGCUGAUGGGGGGACCUCGGAGAGGCCUGGAUCUUCCCCUCGACCCCGUCCAGGAGCAGCAGAACCGACAGCUGCAAGAGCAGUGGGAGGAGCUGUCAAGCCAGCUCUUCUACUACGGAGGAGAGCAACUGAGCCAGCAGCGGGCGGAGCAGCAGCUAGGGACCCAACUGGCGGCCCUGCAGAAACAACUGGAGCUGGUGGAGGCCAAGCACACCAUGCAGGCGGAGACCCUGCGGCAGAGCGCACGGCGGAUGGAGGAGGCCUGGGCCAGCUUCCAGGAGCAGAGCGGAGUCUUGCAGGAGUUGCAGGGGAAGGUGAUGGAGGCGGCGGCUGCGCUCGACAGCUCGCGCGGCGGCCCGGAGCCGUGCGACUCACAGCCCCGCCGGGGGCAGGACUGCGCGGGCUCGCUCAUGGAGGAGGUGGCCAAGGCGGACUGUGACAAGCAGCUGUUCGGCUUGGGUGCAGCGGGCUUCAGGCUGUGGGCGCUGGGCGCGCUGCAGACGCUGCUGCUGCUGCCGCUGGGCGUCGUGGCGCUGCCGCUGCUCUACCUGGCGCUGGUGAACCCCUCGGUCCUGCGCCGCGGCCUCGCGCGCCAGGGCUCGGACGCCGCCCUGCGCCGCCUGCGCUACACGCUGGCCCCACUGCUGCAGCUGCGCGCGCGCGGACUGCUGCCCGCCUAG